Messenger RNA from Xenopus tropicalis (tropical clawed frog), 891 nucleotides. RefSeq names its product vomeronasal type-2 receptor 26-like. NCBI's taxonomy places the organism in Eukaryota, Metazoa, Chordata, Amphibia, Anura, Pipidae. The annotation marks the transcript as partial. The transcript has 3 exons. Gene Ontology annotation, biological process: G protein-coupled receptor signaling pathway. Gene Ontology annotation, molecular function: G protein-coupled receptor activity. The record is from RefSeq and is a predicted model, not a curated record. Gene Ontology annotation, cellular component: membrane; plasma membrane.
GUAGUGAGAGCCAAUAAUCACACUCUGAGCUUUAUUCUCCUUGUCUCCAUCAAGCUGAGCUUCCUCUCUGUGUUUCUGUUCCUCGGUCGCCCUGUGGAUAUAACCUGCAUGCUCCGGCAAACCUCCUUUGGAAUCACCUUCUCCAUAGCUGUGUCUUGUGUCCUGGCCAAGACUCUCAUGGUUUCCAUUGCAUUCAAAGCCACCAAGCCUGGGAGUCCCUGGAGAAAAUGGGUUGGAGUCAAGGUGGCCUACUGUAUUGUUCUUUUUUGCUCAAUUAUCCAAAUACUAAUAAGUGUUAUCUGGUUGACCAUUUCUCCCCCAUUCUUGGAGCUAAACUUUCUUUUUGAACCUGGACAAAUCAUCAUUCAGUGCAAUGAGGGCUCAGUCAUUGCCUUCUAUAUUGUCCUCUCCUACAUGGGACUGUUGGCAUCUGUGAGCUUCAUUGUAGCUUUCUUGGCUCGGAGCUUACCGGACAGUUUUAAUGAGGCCAAGUACAUCACUUUCAGCAUGCUGGAUAAACCUGAUGAAGUUGUACAGAUGUGGAACUCCCACACUAUGAGACAAAGUAGCCAACAAAUGACCUAUGCAGGGAGACCUGCACUUCUGUACCUGUUACCUGGCGUGUAUGGAGUAGAAGAUCCACUUAAACCUGUUGAUAGUGAUGAACUUCACAGUACAAAACAGCUAUGUGAGCUCAGCUGCACCCAGGACUGCACCCAGGACUGCACCCAGGACUGCACCCAGGACUGCACCCAGGACUGCACCCAGGACUGCACCCAGGACUGCACCCAGGACUGCACCCAGGACUGCACCCAGGACUGCACCCAGGACUGCACCCAGGACUGCACCCAGGACUGCACCCAGGACUGCAAGAGCAAUAACACCUUGUAG